AGCUGACACAAGUCCCAAGCCCCUCCAGUGGCCAGUCUCGCUCUCUUCUUGUUAGUGUGCAGUUCAUCCUUGUCGGGAAUCCUCUGCAGAAAUGUCAGCUGCUCCUCUUAGCCCAUCCUUGAAGGAUCUGCCAAAAGUAGCUGUAGAUCUCAAGUCACAGUUAGAAGGUUUUAAUCAUGACAACAUGAAAAGAGCAUCUACAACUGAGAAGAAUGUUUUACCAACUGCUGAAGAUGUUCAACAGGAGAAACAACAUAUUGAAUUGAUUCACGGGGUUGAAACUUUUAAGCAGGACAGAUUGAAACGUACCAAUACAACCGAGAAAAUCAUCUUGCCAAAUGCUCAAGAUGUAGCUACGGAAAAAACACAAAAGGCUUUACUUGAAGGUGUCGAAGGAUUUGAUACAGGCAAACUAAAGCACACUGAAACACAUGAAAAGAAUCCUCUUCCUGAUAAGGAUGCUGUGAUGCAGGAAAAAGUUCAUCAAAAUCUUAUAUCUGGCGUGGAAGGAUUUGAUAAAGCUCGCAUGAAACAUACCACCACUCAAGAGAAGAAUGUCUUACCUGACCCUGAAGCGAUUGAAGCUGAAAAGGGACAGCAAAAGUUAAUUGAGGGUAUCGAGAAUUUUGAUCCUAAGAAACUUAAGCACACUGAAACUCAAGAGAAGAACCCCCUUCCAACUAAAGAAGCUAUAGAUCAAGAAAAGAGUGCAUGAACAUGAAUCUAUCAAAGUAUGUGCUGGGAUCAACGUUUUUAUAUAUUAUCUUUUGUAAUUAAAUUAAUUUUAUACAUAAACAUUAUUAUUACGUAACAUUGAUAUGAACAUAUAUUUUACCCUAAGAUCUUGGAUGCAUCUAGGGUUUUGGUUAUUGCAAAUCCACAUGUUUAAUUUCAAGUGUUGCGUUUCUUGUUAUUUAAUUUCAAAUUCAAAUAAUGUUUUCUUUCCUGGCAUUAUAGAUUAUAUAAUUAUUUUUUAAAAGAUUAUAGGAUUCUCGUUUCUUGGUUUGCAAUAAUUUAAUUCUAGAUUACCAGUAGUCCACACAUGAUGAAUUUAUUAUUCAAAUGUUACGUCUUUCAUUUAUUAAAUGAUUAUUCACUACCUUGUAAAGUAUUCCACGUAAUGGUUGUAUUUAUAGUUUGUGAAGAAUCGUUAUGUACAGUUGCGGGAUUGGAUAUUAACUUGACAUUUAUAACAUGAAAGAAAGUGUGUGGCUUAGUGUGUCGUCUUAUAUUUUAAAUUACUAUUUAUUAUCGUGGCCUGGCUAUGAAAAUGUCUGCCCAUUUAGAAAUGUAAUAGUGUAAUAUGUAUGAAAAAGUCUGAAAUUUUAUAUUAUGUUUAUUAUUUUGUGUAAGAAAAAUAUGCUUGCUAGUCUUACUGACAUGAAUUAAAAGCAGAUACUAUUUUAAAUUGGAAUUUGCUUUAUGCUUAAAUUAAUACAAUAAAAAUUUCAAAACUUAAUAUUAGUGUAUAUUUUUGGUUGUUUACCUGUCAUUAUAUGAAGUAUAAUCUUAUAAUUUUCUAAGAUAAAAAAUGAAGUGUCACGCUCUUCUUAAAAAACAUUAUGCAUUUGAGUAUUUAUUAACAAAUUAAAACAUUUUCAGCGAAAGUUCCACCAAAUUAAUUCUUUUUUUUAAAUUAUCAAAACAAAGAAGAUUCUGCUGCUGGCAAUCAACAAAAUCUGAAGAAAGUAACAGAAAAUGCAGGGAAAACAAAAUAAUUAGAACAUAUCAUUGAUUUAUUGUAAAUGGUCAUCGAGUACAUUUUUGACGGAACUGAACUUUUAAGAAUGUUUUUGUUAAUCUCUAGCUUAUUUAUUGAUAUAAAAACACUAAGUGGAAAAAAAAAUAAUAAAUAAAACUGUUUAUAUAUCAAAUAUAGUAACUACAUGUUCAGAAUGUUCUUAUUUCUGAAAAUUCAUUGAAGUUUUUAGUAAUUUAAGUUUAUGAAAUGUCAGUUACUGACUUUUUGCUAUAUCCGAUAUACAAAAACCUGAAUAUAAGAGAUCUUGUGGAGCUGUUAAACAACCACAAAAAAUAACUUCAAAAAUUUACUCCACUAUGGAAACUUUAAAAAAUAAUAAAUUAUCUGUAAAGUAAAAUUAGAGGAGCCCAACUAAAUACAGAUCAGUUGUUUCUAGUAGAAGACACCUAAAACUUAUUACUAUGUAGGAGACCUAAAGCAUAUUUAAGUAAAAGUGCUUCAACAGGAAGACAAGAAACAAAUAUCCAUUGAUGACCUGUAAAGGAGCUUGAAGGAAAAAAUGAGAACCAACACCUGAAUACCACUUUGUGGCAUUGGUCAAGUAUUGUUUUUACUGUCUAUGGGAUGCAACUGAAGUGGUUAAAAGAAAAUUAGUUUUCACUACAACAUCCCAAAAUGUUAGAAUGCAGAGAUGGCCCAGAGUGAAAGAAAAGAACGAUAGGUAUAUAUAACGGGAGAAAUACACAAUAAAAAAAUUUUUAAAAAUCAGCAAGACUAUAUUCAGAAGCAAAACUAAUGCAAGUAUGAUUAAAAAAAAAAGGCUAAAAAUAGAUCCAACCAGAGAUUGAAAGGAAAUCAAAAGGAAAACAGGUGAGAUACAUAAAAAAUGCAGUUGGACAAAUUAAUAUGAUAGGGAAUGCGGCGGAAGAGAUAGGACUUAUUAAAGAUACAUGAUUUGAUAAAUAUCUUUCUUGAUGUUACUGAUGGAUUUGGUGGAGUCUGGUGGUCUAAUGUUCUUCUCUGUAAGUAUGAAUAUUAUAUACAUAAAGAAGGUUAUGAAUUUAUGAGACUGAUAGGAGUGUUGGAUUAUUAUAGGCAUGGGAGUAAUCUGAAAGUUGACAGAGGUUGUCCUCAGGGAUCUGUUCUUGGACCUCAGUUAUGAAAAUUUGUUUUCGAUGACUCAUUGAUGGUGUCUAUCUACGUUUUGGAUCUAGAGGUUGAGAGACGAUGGGCAAUGUACAGAUUACAUAUGAGUGGUGGGGUUUAUUUGAGAGAACAGUUGGUUGUAAGAGUUAAGAAGAAGAGUGAGGUGGAGGAAUAAGUUUGAAAAAUCUAGGUGGACGUAUGAUUCUAUCCAUAGUGUAGAUGAUCAGAACAAUCGAUGAGGAUAGCAUUUUCCGAUUUUCGAAGAUGAGUAUGCAAAAUUGCUUACAUAGAGGGAGGCUAAGAGGGGUGAAUGAGUGAAUGUGAAGUUGAUCAUAAGAACAGUGUGAAUUUGAAUAGAAGACGUAAAAUGAAUGUUGUAGAUCAACUAUAUAAUAGAUAAUUACGAAGGAUGAAAUAAAGAUGGUAAUUGAUAGCAUUAUCCUAGAAUUUAUUAAAUUCUGAAGUGAACUAUUGAAAAAGAUACUUCUGGCACUAUUCCAAGAAUUUUGAAAUGAAAAGAGAAUACCAGGUGAAUGGGAGCAAAAUAUUAUCUUCAUCCAUAAAUAGGAAAGUCAGACCAUCUGAGUAACCUAGACCUAAUUGCCUAUCCUUAAUUGUAUACAAACUAUACACUUUAACACUGGAAUGAAAUAUACCAUACUUCAUUGAAAUAGAAAUAGGAGGCUUAUAACUUCCUAGUAGAGAAACGCAGGAACAUUUGUUCCCUUUAAUAAUGGUGCUCCAGAGAAAAAGGCAUGGGAUCGAUAACAGAGCAUAUGCCUUGCUUUUCUUGAUCUAAGAAAUGCAUUUGACUCACAUCUACUCCUGAAAAUCUGGAAUUCCUUGAUAGAGAGAAAUAUAUUACCAAA
Messenger RNA from Nezara viridula (southern green stink bug), 3717 nucleotides. The record is from the annotation of a GenBank genome assembly. NCBI's taxonomy places the organism in Eukaryota, Metazoa, Arthropoda, Insecta, Hemiptera, Pentatomidae.